GCCAACUUGGCGGAGAUGGCGUCAAGCUCCUCGUGCUUCAUUUUCUCGGCUUAUUUCGACACAGCAAUGCGAUGAAAUUAACGGAAGCAAGACAAGCUCCUCGUGACUCGAACAACGAUUUUCGGCCUGGUGGGGGGAAUGGAGGGGCUGAGCUUAGCAGGACGAGGGGCCGGACAAUCGUGCCACGCAUUUUCUUAUCGAUAACCUGGGUGUCAAAUUUUUAGCCUAAUUUCCGAGGCACGACACAGCAGAAUAUGGCGAGGUCGAGAGUCUGGCGCAAGUUCGAAAUCCCAUCUUGAGCUGUGCUCCGAUCACGAUCCAACCGCAAAAAUGGCACCAAUUGACCGGUGUCUGGCCUCUGUGGCUAGACUGACGCUCUCACAGCAAUCAAUACGACCGGCCGUGCCUCUGAUACCCCGAUUCCUAGCCCCGGCGCUGGUUCAGUCCCGACAAGCCUCUGUGGUGCGGACAAAGAAGACAACGAAGAAGAAGGCUGUUCCGAAGGACUUUAAGCGACACAACUUGGAGAAGAGAGAAUUCCCCCAGUACACAUUAUGUGAUGCUAUGCGAGUUCUACGAGCUGUGGAAGUCGGCCAACCUCCCGCUACGAUCAAGUACGAGAUUCACAUCAACCUAAAGACUGCCAGAAACGGUCCCGUCAUAAAGAACAGCAUCAGGCUGCCGAAUCCCGUACAGAGCGACUGGCAAAUCGCCGUUAUUUGCCCCGAAGGAAGCGAUAUCGCAACUGCUGCUACCGCCGCCGGCGCUGUCGCUGUUGGAGAAGAGACCCUCUUUGAGGCCAUUCGCCAGGAAAAGAUUGAUUUCGAUCGUCUGAUCUGUCAUGAAAACAGCGAGAAGGCUCUAAACAAGGCUGGUCUGGGAAAGAUUCUGGGUCCCAAGGGCCUCAUGCCUAGCAAGAGGAUGAAGACGAUUGUGAACGACGUGGUUAAGUCCAUUCGCGAUUCGGCCGGUGCUGCGGAUUAUCGAGAGAGGCAAGGUGUCAUUCGAAUGGCUAUCGGACAACUUGGUCACACGCCUGAUCAGCUCAAGGCCAACAUCCAGGCGCUCCUGAAGAAAGUCAAAUCGGAAUGCGCCGAGAUUUCUGAAGAGGUUUCUAAGGAAGUGCACGAGGUCAUUUUGAGCACAACAAAUGGCCCAGCGCUGAGCUUGAAUGCCAAGCUGAAUGAUCCAGAGAGCGGAAUCACUGUUGAGUCACUGUCAGGCGUCAUGUAAAUCAAUAACGACAUGUAUAAUGUACAAUAUCCAAUUCAAUGUAUAAAAUAGAAUGCUUGAAGC
Messenger RNA from Trichoderma harzianum CBS 226.95, 1296 nucleotides. RefSeq lists its product as hypothetical. NCBI's taxonomy places the organism in Eukaryota, Fungi, Ascomycota, Sordariomycetes, Hypocreales, Hypocreaceae. The transcript has 2 exons. The record is from RefSeq and is a predicted model, not a curated record. Bases 331 to 1233 code for a protein of 300 amino acids.